Beta vulgaris subsp. vulgaris (sugar beet) is the source of this 1899-nucleotide messenger RNA. RefSeq names its product protein CHUP1, chloroplastic. Gene Ontology annotation, biological process: chloroplast organization. The transcript is spliced from 5 exons. Bases 410 to 1654 code for a protein of 414 amino acids. Gene Ontology annotation, cellular component: chloroplast outer membrane. The record is from RefSeq and is a predicted model, not a curated record. Lineage: Eukaryota; Viridiplantae; Streptophyta; Magnoliopsida; Caryophyllales; Amaranthaceae.
GGUAAAGACUAAAGAAGAUAGAGCAUCAGAUUCCCUUAAAUGAGCGAUGCCAACUCAUGCAAUCGAACUAAGAAGGUUAAGAGGUAAAUUUGACCAGAGAAUUUCAGCUUUAAUGGUACAUCUACAUCCUACAGGAAACCUUUAUGUUGUUCCUAGAAAAGAGAGGAAAAAAAGAAACAACCCCUAAAUCUUUUUUUCUUUUAUUUAAAAAGAAAAACAAAACAGCAAAUUUAUAAAAUAUAAUACCCCUCACAUAAUCAUCAAACCUUGCACCCAAGUUUUAGGUAAGAGUGAGCAGAUUAGUUGAGAAGUUACAACAUGGAUAUAUAGGAAGAUUUAAAUUCUCUUUCGACACCUAUAUUCUCCUUGUUUUCCACCCUAUAACACACAAAAAACAGAGGGAGCGAGUAUGCAGAGGAAUAAUACUCCUAACUCAGAGAUUACCUUUCUGGUUGAAGAUAUAGAAGCUGUCCUGGAGAUGAAUAGGUUCCUAGAGAAGGAGAAUGAAGAACUAAAAACUGAAGUGGCGCGUCUUAAAUCUCAGAUAGUAUCUUUAAAAGCUCAUGAUAUUGAGAGAAAAUCUAUCCUGUGGAAGAAGUUUCAGUACCCCAACAAUAUUGAUAAUAAAGAGGGAAUCCCAAAGAAACAGAUAGCUCAAACACCAGAACAGUCGCAGAAAUCAGUAUCAGAAAGUAAAAAACCAUCUCCACCACCCCCACCACCGCCACCUUGUAAGGUGAUUGUUUCUGAAAAUUCAGCUACAACACCACCGAAAAAGGGUCCGCCACCACCACCACCACCUCUUCCAUCCAAAUCGCUAGUAGGGUCGAAAUUAGCAGUGCGUCGUGUUCCUGAAGUAAUCGACUUUUAUCGGUACCUCAACAGGAGAAAUGCACAAAUUGAGAACAGAACAAAUGUAACAGGAACUCCAAGAGACGGGAAUCCAAGCAAUAUGAUUGGAGAAAUUGAGAAUAGAUCAAUGUACCUCACCGCUGUUAAAUCUGAUGUUGAGUCGCAGAGAGAAUUCAUCAAUUACUUGAUAAAAGAAGUAGAAACAUCAAUAUUCAAAGAUAUAACGGAAGUUGAAGCAUUUGUAAAGCGGCUAGAUGGAGAGCUAUCAUGUCUUGUAGAUGAGAGAGCAGUGCUGAAGCAUUUUCCGCAGUGGCCGGAAAGAAAGGCUGAUGCUCUAAGGGAAGCUGCUUGCUGCUUUCGAGACCUGAAGAAUAUGGACUCAGAUAUGCUUUCUUACCAGGACAAUCCAAAACAACCAUUUCCUCAAUCUUUACGGCGAAUACAAACGUUGCAAGACAGACUAGAAAGGGUAAUUGAAAAUAUUGAGAAAACAAGAGAAGGGACGUGCAAAAAAUACAGGGAUUUGCAGAUCCCUUGGGAUUGGAUGCUGGACACAGGCCUUGUUGGUCAGAUCAAGUUAAACUCAUUAAGGUUGGCGAGAGAGUACAUGAAGCGAAUCAUUAAAGAACUUCAGAGUUUCAGGUUCCAUAACUUUGAUGAUAUCAUACAUCAGGGUGCUCGAUUUGCAUAUCGAGUUCAUCAGUUUGCGGGUGGUUUUGACUUAGAUACUGAGCGUGUAUUUGAAGAACUUAAACAAAUACAUGAAUCAAACUCUCCUCAAUCUGUCAAGCUCGGUAUAUGAAAAUUUGAAAUGAUCGUUUACAAAAGAAGUAAUAAGUUAUCGCUUGUAAUAGAAUUCUUCAAUGAUGUUUGCUAGAAUAGAAACAGAGUAUAAAUUAGGAAAACUGUUCUAGAUAUUUAUUUUUCUUACUAUUGGCCAUGUAGCAUAUUGAUAGAAGGUAGAUACAACUCUAUACAAUAUAGAGAACCCUUAUUAUAGUAUUUUAUGUCAUGUAAUUGUAUAAGAUGAGACCUAUAUUUACAUUA